GGCCAAAAGCCCUCCCCAUUUUAAGGACGAUUCCUACAAAUACCAAUCUUUAACCCCAAGGGAAAUAAAACCAGCUCCUGAAGACAAACCAACGUGGCAGCGUUAUCCCCUUUUGCAUGAUGUUAAGGUAGAGAAGCAUUUGGGAUUGGGGGGGAGGAGGGGAUUCGGCAUUUGUGCAAAAGCAGGGAAUAAUCAGUUCAGAUGCUUUGCAUCUUUUGUGUUGGCUGCUUGGGAUGAGCCUGGGUUUAAGCUAACAAUGAUUCCAAGGACUGGUACUUCUGAUUUUUUACCAUCUUCAAUGGGUACAAAUGCAGGUCUUCUCUUUCUGCUUUUAAAGAAAUUUAAAUUAUUGCUGGAUUUGGGAAUUUAGACAAGACAUAGUACUUUCUCUCCCCUCCCCCUUGGUUGACUCUGGGAUCGUUUCUGGGAUAUUUUUUCCACAUUCAACGCAGAAAACAGGAGGAAUGAACCGGCAGCUAGUGAACAUUUUGACAGCCUUGUUUGCCUUUUUCUUAGAGACACACUACUUCAGGACGUCUUUCUGUAAAGAACAUGAUUCCAGAUCUGGGAAAUCCCCUUCACAGACACUGUCUCCUUCAGAUUUUUUGGACAAAUUAAUGGGACGGACAUCAGGUUAUGAUGCACGAAUAAGGCCAAAUUUUAAAGGUCCUCCAGUAAACGUUACUUGCAAUAUUUUUAUCAACAGUUUUGGAUCAGUCACAGAAACCACAAUGGACUACAGAGUGAACAUUUUUUUGAGGCAGCAGUGGAACGACUCACGUCUUGCCUACAGUGAAUACCCUGAUGACUCCUUGGAUUUGGACCCAUCUAUGUUGGACUCUAUUUGGAAACCUGAUUUAUUCUUUGCCAAUGAAAAGGGAGCCAACUUCCAUGAUGUUACCACAGACAACAAGCUGCUGAGAAUUUCCAAGAAUGGGAAAGUGCUAUAUAGUAUCAGGCUAACGCUAACCUUAUCUUGUCCCAUGGACCUGAAGAACUUUCCCAUGGAUGUACAAACGUGCACAAUGCAACUAGAGAGCUUUGGCUACACCAUGAAUGAUUUGAUCUUUGAGUGGAUGAGUGAUGGCCCAGUGCAAGUAGCAGAAGGGUUAACUCUGCCACAGUUUAUUUUGAAAGAAGAGAAGGAACUUGGCUAUUGCACAAAGCAUUACAAUACUGGAAAAUUUACAUGCAUUGAAGUAAAGUUUCAUUUGGAGCGUCAGAUGGGAUAUUAUUUAAUCCAGAUGUACAUUCCUAGCCUGCUGAUCGUCAUUUUGUCCUGGGUUUCCUUCUGGAUCAACAUGGAUGCUGCUCCAGCCAGAGUUGCCUUGGGCAUCACCACAGUCCUGACAAUGACCACUCAGAGUUCAGGCUCCAGAGCUUCUCUUCCAAAAGUCUCCUAUGUAAAAGCGAUUGACAUCUGGAUGGCGGUGUGUCUUCUCUUUGUGUUUGCUGCACUGCUUGAAUAUGCAGCAGUGAAUUUUGUGUCAAGGCAACACAAAGAAUUUCUGAGGCUUCGCCGAAGGCAAAGGAGGCAAAAUAAGGCACAGACUGUGACUGUUGGGAAUGAAAGUGUCGAGUCGGUACGGCGCGUGAAUGGCUUGAGGAUAAAAGAGUCAUCAACAUACGGGACAGUGAAUCAGAUCUGCAAUCCCAGUUUCAGGGAAGAAGAUGCUACUCGUGAUAGUCGGUUUAAUUUUGGCUAUGGGAUGGGUCACUGUCUACAGGUCAAAGAUGGUGCUGCAGUCAAGGCCACGCCUCCAAAUCCUCCACUGCCCCCACCACCAAAGGAUUCAGAUUCCAUCAAAAAGAAGUUUGUCGACCGUGCCAAAAGGAUUGAUACAAUAUCCCGUGCUGCAUUCCCACUUGCCUUUCUCAUCUUCAACAUAUUUUACUGGAUUACAUACAAAAUUAUACGCCAUGAGGAUAUUCACAAAAAAUAACUCUGUACGAGCUGGGAACCUCUAGCCAAAGUGACUCACUUGUAAAUAGAGAGUGAAAUGUCUUUUCUGUCAUUGGGACUGAGGUUUUGUUGUCUUGUGAUAACUAAAAAGGGGG
Messenger RNA from Euleptes europaea (tarantolino), 2058 nucleotides. RefSeq names its product glycine receptor alpha 2 (gene GLRA2). Lineage: Eukaryota; Metazoa; Chordata; Lepidosauria; Squamata; Sphaerodactylidae. Gene Ontology annotation, biological process: signal transduction; chloride transmembrane transport; chemical synaptic transmission. Bases 465 to 1943 code for a protein of 492 amino acids. Gene Ontology annotation, molecular function: transmitter-gated monoatomic ion channel activity; extracellularly glycine-gated chloride channel activity; transmembrane signaling receptor activity. The record is from RefSeq and is a predicted model, not a curated record. The transcript has 10 exons. Gene Ontology annotation, cellular component: neuron projection; postsynaptic membrane; synapse.